This is a messenger RNA of Dromaius novaehollandiae (emu), 1969 nucleotides long. It is a transcript of the gene MSANTD1, whose product is annotated as Myb/SANT DNA binding domain containing 1. The coding region runs from base 226 to 1152 and encodes 308 amino acids. The transcript is spliced from 4 exons. Gene Ontology annotation, cellular component: nuclear body. NCBI's taxonomy places the organism in Eukaryota, Metazoa, Chordata, Aves, Casuariiformes, Dromaiidae. The record is from RefSeq and is a predicted model, not a curated record. Gene Ontology annotation, biological process: positive regulation of DNA-templated transcription.
CCAGAAUACUCCUGUGUGCAACUGCUUGCCGGUAUUUCUUUGAUCUACGGGCUGAUGGGUUUGCUGGCAGCAUUUCACCGAGGCCAAAGGCGGAAGCAAGCAUACGCUCCUUUGUUUAGUGAUAGCCGAAACAAUAGAAGCUAAUGCCCAGAUCGGAGGAGCACGUUAAGGCUGGAAUAUAAACUGAGCCCUGGUGCCUGGGGAUGGAUUGGGCUGUAGCUGUGUAUGAUAAACAGCAGAGAGCCCUGGAGAGAAAACAGCUGGAGAAAGCCCAGAGUCAACGGGGAGCAUGAGAGCGCUUGCAGGACAGGCCGGCGGCGAGACGAGAAGCGGCUUCCCCAGCGGGACACAGGCUGCGGAGGUCAGUCAGCAAUGGCUGCAGCAGAAAUUCCCAGUUACAUUGUUUCUUCUCAGACUGAGAAACACAGAAGGGCCAGAAACUGGACUGAUGCAGAAAUGAGAGGUUUAAUGCUGGUUUGGGAAGAAUUUUUUGAUGAACUGAAACAAACUAAAAGGAAUGCCAAAGUUUAUGAGAAAAUGGCUAACAAACUCUUUGAAAUGACUGGAGAAAUUCGCCACGGAGAGGAAAUAAAGAUAAAAAUUACAAAUAUGACAUUCCAGUACAGGAAAUUAAAAUGCAUGACUGACAGUGAAACGGUUGCACCUGACUGGCCUUACUACAAAACCAUUGAUAGGAUCUUAUCCAAAGUGACAGACCACAGCGAUGUGAAAAUGCAUGAAAAUCAGCAGCCAGGUCCUUCUACAUCACAGACAGAGGCCUCGCAGUCCCCAUCGGCUAAGUCUACACCUCUGUACUUGCCAUAUAACCAGUUUACAUAUGAAGGAAGGGAAGAGUGCUUUGAAGAUGAACAUUCAGAGAGCUCAUCCAGCUUACUUUCUUACAAGUUGAGAGCUGAAGAAAGACCAGUUAAGAAAAGAAAAAUGCAAAGCUGCAGCUUCCAAAAGAAGAAGCUAAAAAUAAUGGAGGCUAUGUUGGAAGAACAAAAGAAGUUAAGUAGAGCUAUGGAAGAAACCUGUAGAGAAGUGCGCAGGAUUCUGGAUCAGCAAAACAUCAUUCAAGUUCAAAGCUUACAGCUACAGGAGAGAAUGAUGAAUCUACUGGAGAAAAUGAUCUCCAAAUCUAAUGUUUAGUUUCCUUUGUGAAUGCCUCUGAGAUUAUUAGUGAUACUAUAGACAUCCCUUUAUUGCACACCUUAUGUGUGUCUAUUGCCCUAUUCCCAGGUUUUCCAUGGAAAUUAAAAUCUUAGUGUAAUCAUAGUUAAGCAAAGAGAAGAAAGAGAUAAUGCAGGGUGUGAGCUAUUCAGUAUGAGAAAACUAGUGCAAUAAAUGCCUAAGUUGAAGUAUUUUUAUACAAAAGGUUAAGGGAUGAAUAGCUCUGGGAACUUUUUUCAGUACUAUUUAUGCCUAGGUCAGGUGUUGUUUUACAAACAGCAGUGUUGUAUGUUGUUUCACAUCAAGGACUGCAGCCUGACCUGUUGUAGGAGAACAAAGCACUGUAUUUCUAAACAUGCUAAUUGCAUCUUGACUUUGCUGAAGAGUAAACCCUGUUUUGAAACAUAUGCAGUGAUUGUACAAGUGACCUUUGGUUCUUGUGAAGAGCUACUUGGGACCAUGAGAUGCAUCAAUUUAAACUCCAUGCCUGAUAUGAAUAGUACUCUACUAUGGUAAAAAAACACUUUUGAUAAUAAUAACAAUAAAAAAACCCAAACCAACCUUAUUAUAUACUGAAUACUAAAAUGUAUAGAAGAUACUUGAAGUUGCUUUUGAUAUUAAAUGUAUAAUUUUUUUCAUUAUUAACUGGAAUCUGUUGACUUAAUGAACAACCAGCAAUGAAAACUCAUUUAUUCUCUAUCACAAAAGAAAAAUAUUGUAAUGUGUGUAUAUACUUAUAUAUAUAUAUAUAUAUGUAUAUAUAUAUCAAAUGAAAUAAAGAAAAAGAAGAAGCUUA